AUGUCGUCAGCUAUCACUGACUUGACUAAAACGAUGAACAACAUAUCGUCCGCCAUUACUGACUUAAAUGUUAAUGUAAACCAAUUGCUAUUUAAGUGUAAUGAACGCGAAAAACCGCAUCAAUUCGAUUGCAGACUGUCGAGUCAGCAGUUCCCUUUGUCAUCUGAAGAGGAACUACAGAUGCUGGAUACUGGUUUGUCGCAGAAAGAAACCAGGGACCGAUUUAUUGCAAUGGUCACUAGGUUAUCAAGUGACGAUCCAAAAACGUCGACGUGGUUUGUUCUGUCGCAUCUGUUGACACCUGAGGUUGCCAGUAAAUUCACGUUACUUGGCUCCUCUUCAAAACGAGCACUCCAGAAAUGCAAGUUUUACGGCUGCAUACGAAGUGCCUUAACUAAUCGCUUUCUGUCAUCCUCUGUCAACGAAAAAGACCUUGGUAAGCUCUGUGACAUCCCGACACAAGGUUAUUUUCACGAUAUCCGAGACAAGAUGAUAAAGCGUAAUAGAAGAAAACAAGACCAUGUAUGUACUAAUUUAAAGUGAUAACCUCCCUACGGCUCUAUAGUUACAGUCAACAAUAUUAACGAACAUAACCGUAAGUUCAGCUUUAAGUAUUUGGCUGUGCCAAAGCAUGUCAUUGAGAUAUGGUUGUGACUUUUUUUCUUUUUUUUAAUUCAGAAUUCACAGGACG
This is a messenger RNA of Schistosoma haematobium, 691 nucleotides long. RefSeq lists its product as uncharacterized. Bases 1 to 543 code for a protein of 180 amino acids. The record is from RefSeq and is a predicted model, not a curated record. Lineage: Eukaryota; Metazoa; Platyhelminthes; Trematoda; Strigeidida; Schistosomatidae. The transcript has 3 exons.